AUGGUUAAGGCUACACCAAGAGCACUUAGCUUGGAAGAAAUAAAAAAAGAAUCUGAAGUGGAUAGUGAGUUAAUUUUAAUUAACAAUUGUUUUAAGACAGGUAACUUUGAUGUAGCUCCUAUUGCAUACAAGGUUAUUAAAACAGAGUUAUGUAUUUAUAAUAAUAUUUUGUUAAGAGGUACAAGAAUUGUAAUGCCUUUAAAGUUAAGACCUAAAGUUUUACAACUUGCACAUGAAGGACAUCCUGGAAUAGUGUCAAUGAAGCAACGGUUAAGAUCAAAAGUGUGGUGGCCAGGCUUAGACAAAGAAGCUGAAAAAUGUAUCAAGUCCUGUCAUGAUUGUCAAAUUGUAUCGCUUCCUAAUCAUCCACCAUUAAUGAAAAGAAGGAAACUUCCAAUGGGUCCAUGGAUAGAUGUUGCGGUUGACUUAUUAGGUCCGUUACCUUCGGGGCAUUAUAUUUUUGUUGUAGAUUAUUACAGUACAUAUUAUGAAAUUGACAUUUUUAAGAAUGUUGAAGCCAAAACAAUUGUUAAGAGUUUGAAGAGAAUUUUUGCUCGCUUUGGGAAUCCUAUUACAAUUACUUGUGAUAAUGGUGGUCAAUUUAUCUCUCAAGAAUAUAAGAGUUUUUGUGAAGAAAAUAAUAUAGAAAUUUAUAAUACUAUACCACUUUGGCCUCAAGCUAAUGGAGAAGUUGAAAGGCAAAAUCGCUCAAUCUUAAAACGGUUAAUUAUUGCUCAGGCUAGUAAGUUGGAUUGGGAAGAUGAAUUACUAAAGUAUUUAUUUAUGUAUAGAAAUACUCCUUAUUCAGUAACGGGUGUAAGUCCAUCAGAAUUGUUGUUGGGAGGAAAUCUAGAGAUAAAUUACCGCAAAUUCAAGGAAUGGGUUUUAAUGAAGAAGUUGAAGACAGAGAUAAAGAAAAGAAGUUUAUAG
Daktulosphaira vitifoliae (grape phylloxera) is the source of this 930-nucleotide messenger RNA. RefSeq lists its product as uncharacterized. Gene Ontology annotation, molecular function: nucleic acid binding. Gene Ontology annotation, biological process: DNA integration. The record is from RefSeq and is a predicted model, not a curated record. The coding region runs from base 1 to 930 and encodes 309 amino acids. The transcript has a single exon. NCBI's taxonomy places the organism in Eukaryota, Metazoa, Arthropoda, Insecta, Hemiptera, Phylloxeridae.